Messenger RNA from Dipodomys spectabilis (banner-tailed kangaroo rat), 3153 nucleotides. It is a transcript of the gene Trpc3, whose product is annotated as transient receptor potential cation channel subfamily C member 3. Gene Ontology annotation, molecular function: store-operated calcium channel activity; protein binding; inositol 1,4,5 trisphosphate binding. The transcript is spliced from 11 exons. Gene Ontology annotation, cellular component: membrane; cation channel complex. The record is from RefSeq and is a predicted model, not a curated record. Lineage: Eukaryota; Metazoa; Chordata; Mammalia; Rodentia; Heteromyidae. Gene Ontology annotation, biological process: calcium ion transmembrane transport; regulation of cytosolic calcium ion concentration; manganese ion transport. The coding region runs from base 1 to 2547 and encodes 848 amino acids.
AUGGAGGGCAGUCCAUCCCUGAGGCGCACGACGGUGAUGCGGGAGAAGGGCCGGCGCCAGGCGGUGCGGGGCCCCGCGUUCAUGUUCAACGACCGGGGCACCAGCCUCACGGCGGAGGAGGAGCGCUUCCUCGACGCCGCGGAGUACGGCAACAUCCCCGUGGUGCGCAAGAUGCUGGAGGAAUCGCGGACGCUGAACGUGAACUGCGUGGACUACAUGGGGCAGAACGCGCUGCAGCUGGCCGUGGGCAACGAGCACCUGGAGGUGACGGAGCUGCUGCUCAAGAAGGAGAACCUGGCGCGCAUCGGCGACGCGCUGCUGCUGGCCAUCAGCAAGGGCUACGUGCGCAUCGUGGAGGCUAUCCUCAGCCACCCGGCCUUCGCCGCCAGCGGGCGCCUGACGCUCAGCCCCUGCGAGCAGGAGCUGCAGGACGACGACUUCUACGCGUACGACGAGGACGGCACGCGCUUCUCGCCCGACAUCACGCCCAUCAUCCUGGCGGCGCACUGCCAGAAGUACGAGGUGGUGCACAUGCUGCUGCUCAAGGGCGCGCGCAUCGAGCGGCCGCACGACUACUUCUGCAAGUGCGCCGAGUGCGCCGAGAAGCAGCGGCACGACUCCUUCAGCCACUCGCGCUCCCGGAUCAACGCCUACAAGGGGCUGGCCAGCCCGGCCUACCUGUCCCUGUCCAGCGAGGACCCCGUGCUCACCGCCCUGGAGCUCAGCAAUGAGCUGGCCAAGCUGGCCAACAUAGAGAAGGAGUUUAAGAAUGACUACAGGAAGCUGUCCAUGCAAUGUAAAGACUUUGUAGUAGGCGUGCUGGACCUUUGCAGGGACUCGGAAGAGGUAGAAGCCAUUCUCAAUGGUGAUCUAGAAUCUACCGAGCCCCUGGAUGUGCACAGACACAAAGCUUCACUGAGUCGAGUCAAACUCGCCAUUAAAUAUGAAGUCAAAAAGUUUGUAGCGCACCCCAACUGCCAGCAGCAGCUUUUGACGAUCUGGUACGAGAACCUCUCAGGCCUUCGUGAGCAGACCAUAGCCAUCAAGUGUCUGGUGGUGCUGGUGGUGGCCCUGGGCCUGCCAUUCCUCGCCAUGGGUUACUGGAUUGCACCAUGCAGCAGGCUAGGGAAAAUCCUACGGGCCCCUUUCAUGAAGUUUGUGGCCCAUGCUGCCUCCUUCAUCAUCUUCCUGGGGCUCCUCGUAUUUAACGCCUCUGACAGGUUCGAGGGCAUUGCCACACCACCCAAUGUCACCGUCAUCGAUUUCCCCAGGCAGAUCUUCAGGGUGAAAACCACCCAGUUCACAUGGACCGAGAUGCUCAUCAUGGUCUGGGUUCUGGGAAUGAUGUGGUCUGAGUGCAAGGAGCUGUGGCUAGAAGGCCCAAGGGAAUACAUCCUGCAGCUGUGGAAUGUUCUAGACUUUGGGAUGCUGUCUAUCUUCAUUGCCGCAUUCACUGCCAGAUUCCUCGCUUUCCUUCAGGCCACGAAAGCCCAGCAGUACGUGGACAGUUACAUCCAGGAGAGUGAUCUCAGUGAGGUCACGCUCCCACCAGAAAUUCAGUAUUUCACCUAUGCCAGAGAUAAAUGGCUCCCCUCUGACCCCCAGAUCAUUUCUGAAGGUCUGUAUGCCAUCGCCGUUGUCCUCAGCUUCUCCCGGAUUGCCUACAUCCUUCCUGCCAAUGAGAGCUUUGGCCCCUUGCAGAUCUCCCUGGGAAGAACUGUGAAAGACAUCUUCAAGUUCAUGGUUCUCUUUAUUAUGGUGUUCCUGGCCUUUAUGAUCGGCAUGUUCAUACUUUAUUCUUACUACCUUGGAGCCAAAGUAAAUCCUGCUUUUACCACUGUAGAAGAAAGUUUCAAGACUUUGUUUUGGUCCAUCUUUGGGUUGUCAGAAGUGACUUCUGUUGUUCUUAAAUAUGAUCACAAAUUCAUAGAGAAUAUUGGAUAUGUUCUUUACGGAAUAUACAAUGUAACUAUGGUAGUCGUUUUGCUCAACAUGCUCAUUGCUAUGAUUAACAGCUCAUAUCAAGAAAUUGAGGAUGACAGUGACGUAGAAUGGAAGUUUGCUCGUUCAAAGCUCUGGUUAUCCUAUUUUGACGAUGGAAAAACCUUACCUCCACCCUUCAGUCUGGUCCCUAGUCCCAAAUCUUUUGUGUAUUUCAUCAUGAGGAUCAUGAACUUUUCCAAAUGCAGAAGGAGAAGGCUACAGAAGGAUCUGGAAAUGGGAAUGGGUAACUCAAAGUCAAGGUUAAACCUCUUCACUCAGUCUAACUCAAGAGUUUUUGAAUCACACAGUUUCAACAGCAUUCUCAACCAGCCAACACGCUAUCAGCAGAUAAUGAAAAGACUUAUCAAGCGCUAUGUUCUGAAAGCACAAGUUGACAAAGAAAAUGAUGAAGUUAAUGAAGGUGAAUUAAAAGAAAUCAAGCAAGAUAUCUCCAGCCUUCGAUAUGAACUUUUGGAGGACAAGAGCCAGGCCACAGAGGAAUUAGCCAUUCUAAUUCAUAAACUCAGCGAGAAACUGAAUCCGGGCAUGCUCAGGUGUGAGUGAUGUCAUAAACUGUGCUACGGCUAUGACUACAGCACAAAUGUGGGCAAUAAUAUUUCUAAGAAUGAGAUACUUGAAAAAAAAACACCUAUGGUAUACAUUUUUUAGUACUACCUACCUUCCAUCCUGUGAAUCUUUCAGAAUUAGGUCUUAAUGGUUUUACAGUUUUAUCACAUGAAAACACAUUUUCAUUGUCUCAACAUUUUGAAAGACCCACCAUUGUAUUUAAAAUCCUAAUGUUAUGACAGGGACCAUGUCUUUCUCAUCUUUGUAUCUCCAGCAUUUAGUACAGUGCCUGGUACACAGUAGGUGCUCAAUAAAUGUUGUUGGAACUGAACUGAACUGCCAAUAAAAUAUAAAUAAAAAGAUGAUUGCUAUGUAGCAGACCUUCCCUUAUCCAAGCACUGAGGAAGUGUGGGUUUGUUUGUUUGUGGUUUUAUGUUCCGUUUUUACUAGAAACUGAAGAAAUUUUAUCCCAACUCUGACAUGGUGAGAUUUUCUUAGAAUUUUAGGCAUGAGCUUUGUUGUUAGUCUCAUUAAAUGCCAAGUAAGAAAUUUAACAAUGAUUGAAUAGAAUAUAUGAGUACAUAUUGUUUCAUAAAAUUGCUC